This is a messenger RNA of Salpingoeca rosetta, 872 nucleotides long. RefSeq lists its product as uncharacterized. The record is from RefSeq and is a predicted model, not a curated record. The transcript is spliced from 5 exons. Lineage: Eukaryota; Choanoflagellata; Craspedida; Salpingoecidae. Bases 213 to 872 code for a protein of 219 amino acids.
GGACGGCUGCUGCGUGUCUUAUUGAUCUGUUGCACAAGCAGUGGCAACCACUCCACAAAGCAGGAGGCAAUGGAACCGUACUCUUUGUGUCGCACACAUGGGGGUUCAAGAAAACGACGCACGCGCUGAACGUGUUCAGCGUGCUGCUGUUGCUUUAAGAGUUUGCACAUGAAGAAGGGGCAGGCAGCGCAAGGGCAGUGACCUCUGUUCUCAUGACGAUGCAGCGAACUGCAGAGGCGGCACACCAAGCAACCCAGCGGCGCAUCUCGCAGAUGCUCCAGCAGGCAUAUGCGGACUUGAAACCGGGAACCAUGUUCAAGAGCAAGGAUGGUGUGUUACGUGCUUUCACAGCCGUCGCUGUGUUCCAUGAGAUGGAUGCAACCACUAUCACGCGCGUGUACGCUUCGGACACUUUCGCCAUUCGUGUCAUCUGCGGCAACGAGAAGAGGUGCCAGGAUGCGCUUAACAUGAACGCAAGUGACCCUUCCCCGCUUGGGUGUCUCUACUGCUGUACCAGCACGAUACAGCCUUGCGGAAGGUUUAGAGUGAAUCAGCUGGGCAUACAUACUUGCCGCAACAGCAAUCGGACAGUCACAUCCCAGACGCUUGCGCGCGUUGACCAGGCCAUCCUUGGUACUGGUCUCCAGAUGUUUGGGCCGGUGUCUAUAAUGGUCGCGAUCACGCACUGCAUGGCAAGGCGACGUUUGGAUGUGCUGGCGCAUGCCGAGACACACAGCUCUCCUCUCACAAGUUUUGCUGCCGAGGAGGUUGCUGCGAGCUGGGGCGCUGCUGCUGGACCGGCGGCUUUGGACAUUGGACACGGUCAAGUGCACGUCCACAGACCCAAUGUGCAACCCCACCAACCGGUAUGA